Molecule: messenger RNA, 1443 nt
Organism: Aspergillus tanneri
Lineage: Eukaryota; Fungi; Ascomycota; Eurotiomycetes; Eurotiales; Aspergillaceae
Exons: 3
Coding region: 1-1443 (480 amino acids)
Source: RefSeq, a predicted model, not a curated record
AUGCCCCCAGUGCAGGGUGAAGAACGAGUGCUGACAGUUUUCGCCGACCUUCAUUAUUAUUUUACGGCCCCAAGCCCUAGACCUCUGCAUCAUCGGUUUGACAAGGGUUCAUAUCUCUACCUCUAUCACCAUGCGAGUCUGCAGAAAACACGGAUCGAGGUAGCUAAUAAUCCGGGUACGCCUGAUCAGGACUCAUUCCAUGGAGCCCUCGACAAUGUCCACAUUCGCCAUUCCACCAGGUUUCCGACGCUGUGCACAAUGACGGUGGAUGGACAAACACAGUCCCAGAGUCAGGAAUCCUUCCCCCCGCCGCCAGGUGCUAAUCGCUACGAAUGGCUACUACCGAGCGGUGACCCUCGCAAAGACAGCAGCGACCACUUGCGUCUUCAUACGCUGGAUAUCUACUUCUGGACAGUAGACGAUGCGAAUCAAUUCCUCGACUUGGUCAAGCGUUAUCUGCCCCGAUCACAGGCCGAGACUGACCGUCAUUCUUUUCCACCGCCGCCACAAAUUGCUGCCGCCAGUACGGUCGUGCAGCAGCUGGAGAAAGUCGCAAUUUCGGAUCCUGCUUAUCAGAACGGGCAGACGCGCAACUCUCAGUCUGAAGCGACCACCGCCAGCCCCGUGCCCACUUUCCAGUCGAUGACAGGACCCAGCACCCUUCCUCCUCCCCCUCCACUCAAUGGGCCUCCGUCAUCGACUGCUGUGGGGGGUCAGGCGGAGUUUACCCCUCUCCCAUACAACCCUGCUGCACCAGCUGCCCCGGAACCGAUCAGACACCGCGAGAAAACACCCCCUCCGAUAGAUGGCGCCGAGGGGACCGGACUCGCAGCCGCCGCGGCCGCCGACGACGGGGUCCCUUACGCACCUCCCUCCCAUCUCUCCGGGGAAGGGAACUUUGCGCCUCCUCCACCCCCUUCCACGCAGGGGAUUCCCUUCUCGAUGUCCGGGAGCUAUGCAUCUCCACCUCCAAGCGCUGGACUGACUCACUCGACAUCUUUCUCCUCGCGGUCCUCUAUCCAGAGCCCUGCCGGGGUCCCAUCGUACGUCCCCUCGUACCCCGCGGGCGGUUUCAAUGCAGCCCCGGUGCAAACCAUGUCCUUCGCACCACCCCCCAAGGACCCCAAUGCGCACCUCUAUGGAGCAACACAGAGCCUGUACAGUCCACCUACGCAGAUGCAGCCGACUUCGCCUCCGCCCAUCGGCGGUUACUCGAAUUUCUCAUACGAUGCGGCAUCGACGAGGCAGUCGACAAACAGUGAAUACGACAUCCACAGGCAGGUGUAUCGACCCACGGAGGCGGAGGCGACAUCACAUCAUCAGAAGUAUGCGCAACAGGCGAUGCAGAAUCCCGGACAACGGUCGCAGAAACUCGAGGAUCGGGCGUACCGGGUUGAAAGUGGGGUGAAUAGAUUCUUGAAGAAGCUCGAGAAGAGGCUGUGA